Papaver somniferum (opium poppy) is the source of this 1759-nucleotide messenger RNA. Its product is annotated as probable WRKY transcription factor 65. Lineage: Eukaryota; Viridiplantae; Streptophyta; Magnoliopsida; Ranunculales; Papaveraceae. Bases 288 to 1256 code for a protein of 322 amino acids. Gene Ontology annotation, biological process: regulation of DNA-templated transcription. The record is from RefSeq and is a predicted model, not a curated record. Gene Ontology annotation, cellular component: nucleus. Gene Ontology annotation, molecular function: DNA-binding transcription factor activity; transcription cis-regulatory region binding. The transcript has 3 exons.
CGAAACCAUAUUGCUAUGUUUAUUAAUGGUUGUCAGUUUCAUAUAAUUAAAAGUAUUGGUUUCGAUUUAGGUUUUAUCCCAAAACCGAACUAAAAAUAAAUUGGUUAACCGAUUAACAGUGAGCAUAGUGCCGCAUACCCCUAGAUUGAGCAGAGCUCUCUCCUCUUAUUCAUCCCACCCACCUCAUUUCUUUUAAGAACUCCUUUCACUUUUCUCUUUUAGAUCCUAUUCUUCGUCAACUAUUCUUUCUCCCUUACACUAUACUUUGUUCUAACCAAUAUAUCUCCAUGAGCAUGAAAGAAGAAGAAGAGGCUACUUCUGAAAACAACCAAUUAGUGGAAGUGGAAGCUGAAGAUGAAGUGGAAGAAAAACAGGAAUCGGAAAUCAGUGAUCAUCAUCAGAAAAAGAGAUCGAUAUUGAUGCUGGGUUCUUCUCCAAAAGAACCCAAAACAGAUAAUCAAGCCUCCAAGAAAAGGAAAGUGGUGGAGAAAACAGUAGUAUCAGUGAAGAUUGAAGCUAACAAUACACAGAGUAGUAAGAGUGAUGGACCACCAUCUGAUUUUUGGUCCUGGAGAAAAUAUGGCCAAAAACCCAUCAAAGGAUCUCCAUAUCCAAGGGGUUACUAUAGGUGUAGUACAGCAAAGGGAUGUUCAGCAAAGAAACAAGUUGAGAGAUGCAGAACUGAUGCAUCAAUGCUCAUAGUUACAUACACAUCAAGUCAUAACCAUCCUGGUCCUGAUAUUCAUACAGCCACUAACUUAUUACCAAAUCAAGAAACCAUUACUUCCAGUACUACUACUACAGAAAUAAUCUCAUCACCCAAACAAGAAAGUAGUACUGAUAAUAGUCAUCAUCAACAAGAAGUUGCUGUUCCAACCACACCAAAAGAAUCACCAGUACAGUCUUUUAUCAACAGUACUGAUGAAGAUGAUGAUUACAGUUACAUUUUUCAAUCACCUAUAGAUGAAGAAAUCAAUAAUCCAUUUACAGAAGUAGCAGCAUUAUUACAACAUAAAGGUACAGUACAUCACAGUUUUGAUGAAGAUUUAGUAGUAGUACCACUUUCUUAUCCUCCUCAUCUUAUGUCUACAUUCUCAUCAUCAUCAACUACAUCACCAUCAUCAAAUUCAACAACACCUAAAUCAGAAGAGAAUGAUUUCUUUGAUGAGCUUGAGGAGUUGCCUACUUUUUCAUCUUUUACAGGUUUUAUGAGAAACACUUUUUUUGAUGAAAGAAUUCUUCUUCUUCCUUCUUGAAUUAGCAUUUGUCUGUUAAUUAGAAGAAGAAUAUUGUAUUGAGAAUGUGUUCAUAUAAUAAAAACACCACUAGUUCUUUCAUGUUCAUGCCAAAUUCAAGUUCAUUUUUAUACAUUCAAUUGAAUUUGGUAUCAUUUUCAUGGUUCAAUUAGCAAUAAUUUUGAUGGAUCAGUGAAGGGAUGGAUUCAGGGAAAGGUGGCAUUAGAAAUUUUGGCAAAAUGAGUAGGAAAAGAGUCCAGAAAAGAUCAUAAGGAGAAAAGGUUAACGAAAAGAUGGCUAUAAAAAGGUGCACAGGACAGUGGGGGAUGAGUGAGUGGUCGAGAGCAUAUUUAUUAGAAGAUGCCACCACGAGAUUCAUGAGGAAAAGUGGAAAAGUGGAGAUGAGAGUAGGUUACUGACUGUCUGUUUUAUAUGUCUUUUUUUAGGGUUUUUAAUUUUUGUGCCUGCUGUUGAUGCUCUCUCUCUUUUGGCAAUUUCUUCCAAUUGGAGGAUUCUUGAUUCUA